AGGGAGCGAGGGUUAACGCCGUCCGCUAAUUCAAACUCCAGUUAGAGCAGCGCUCCAAUUCACAAUAUACAACAAACACACUGACCCAAGGAAAUGUCAUCACUCACUCCCGAAGACGAACACUGUAACAGCCGCAGCGUCGAUGAGAAGCAGUCGAGGAACUCCAUUCUAACUGAAUGGAUUGGUAUGGGGAGAAGCGGACCACAGAUCUCGGCUAAGCGGCAGCUUUUGGACUGUGUAACGUUGACGAUGGUUGUACUUUCGCUGCUGUUUCGACCAGUUCACUGCCAGCAGUGUCGAAUCCAGCGCUGCAACACGGAGUAUGUGGCUUCUACCUCACCCUCUAGUGGCCUGCAGGAGGACGUGGCUAUGGAUGUGGACUACUGCAUUGCCUUGCGGGCCUACGCUCUGUGCACCCGGCGGCAGGCGCGCAGCUGUAGAGGCGACCUGGUCUACCACUCGGCCGUCUUCCGCAUUAAGGAGUUAUUCUCUCAGCACAACUGCUCCAGCGACGGGCCCACGUCCUCCGCCAAGGUCCCCAGCACGUCUCGCCCAGUCGUGUCGGAGCUGUGCGACUACGAGAACCGGGUCCUCAUGUCGGGCUCGGCCGGGCAGCAGAAGAAAUACGCCCACUGUGGAUUAUUCGGAGACCCGCACCUACGGACUUUCCGCGACGAGUUUCAGACCUGCAAGGUGGAAGGGGCGUGGCCUCUGAUUGACAACCGCUUCCUGUCGGUGCAGGUGACCAACGUGCCUGUCGUCCUAGGCUCCAGUGCCACGGCAACCAGCAAGAUCACUGUGAUCUUCAAGUCCUUCCACGGCUGCACAGAUCAGAAGGUGUACCAGGCCACCACAGAAGAUCUUCCAUUGGCCUUUCAGGACGGGACCCGCAGUGGCGGCGAGAGCGGCAGCCUGACUAUAGUAGAGCGCGGAGGCUUCGGAGUGAGCCGCCAGGUGAAGAUACAGGCCCGCUACAUCGGCACUUCCAUCAUCGUCCGGCGCGUGGGCAGCUACCUGACCUUCGCCAUCCGCAUGCCAGAGGACACCCUGGACUUUUCGGAGCAAAACAGCGGUCUGCAGCUCUGCCUGCACGGCUGCCCACGCAACGAGCUCAUCAAGGAGCACACGCUGGGCCGUCAGAGCCAGCAGCCCCGCCUGCAGGGCACCAACACAGAGCUGGGUCCUCUGCGGCCUCCUCACCAGGUCUACACGGUGGAGCGGGCCACGGCCAAGUGUAGAGAGACUCUGCAGGUGGAGGACGUGUACUUUCAGUCCUGUGUGUUUGACUUGCUGACCACAGGAGACCCCGAGUUCUCUAUGGCAGCCUACGGCGCCCUGGAGGAUUUAAAGGCGCUGCCGCCCAGUAAACUGAAGCAGAAUUCCCCGAGGACUCCUCGUCUUUACAACCCAACACCGUCGAACACGGCGGCAGCAGCUAACAGCUCCAUGCUCUCACUCCUAAUCCUCUCUCUGCUGCUUUUGUAAAAAAUAAAUGAUCUAAAAACCAGAAAAACAUGGAGACUAACAGAACGUGGAAGCAUUACCAGCUUGAGGAAAGAGUGACUAGAGCUCAGACAUAUGUAUUUGUAUUUUUUUGGGGGGGGUAGGGGAAUUUGUGAAUGUCGUGAUCUUUUUCUGUUUUUGUCAUUUGAAGGAUUUCACACUCAUAAAAGACGGUGUUUCUUCCCACUUCACAUUGUCUGUGGAUUCACUCAUGGGUCACAUCAGCAGUUGAAAAAGACAGAAAUGCAUGAAAUCAUGUGGUUUGGGGUCCAGUUGUUUCCAUAAGCUCACAACAAUCUUUAAAAACUCCAUCAUUGUGUGCGCUGAUGUCACGGCAGCUAAAACAGCAUUGAGUUUUUUUUGUAAAUAGAAAAGUCAUCAUACAAACACUCCAUCACGUGUGAAGCUGCACAUGUAACUCCAUACUGUAUGUAAGCGACGUGGCUUCUAGAUCCUGUAUAAUCCAGUAAUAUCAAUAGCACUUAACGGUUUUAACAGCAAGUUUUGUGUAUUCAAAUGUUAUUUCUUUGUCUAUUUCAACUGUUAUUUCAGUAAAUUGGUAUGCUAAGUACACAGGAUCCAACAACUGUAUGUAAAAACUACCUAUCCAUAAUAUAUACGAUGUGUCAGUGUGAUAUUCAACAGUUUUCAUCUUCUGUGAAACACUCCCUCUUCAAGCUGUUUGGCUUCCAGUUUUUAAAAGGUAAAAAAACACAAAUCUUUAUAUAAUAAUAUAUUAAAAGAGUGUAUAUAUGUGUUUUAUAUUGUGUACAUUUGCCUGUGUAUAGAUGUUUUAACUGUAAUGUGUUUUACAUUUGUUGUGUUUUUAGUAGGUUAUUUUGAGACAUUGUAAUAAAAGUUAACUAAUAUGUGUUUGUAAUUUUCUGUAUUAAAGUGUUGGACACUCCAGA
Sebastes umbrosus (honeycomb rockfish) is the source of this 2414-nucleotide messenger RNA. RefSeq names its product RGM domain family, member D (gene rgmd). Gene Ontology annotation, molecular function: coreceptor activity. NCBI's taxonomy places the organism in Eukaryota, Metazoa, Chordata, Actinopteri, Perciformes, Sebastidae. The transcript is spliced from 5 exons. The record is from RefSeq and is a predicted model, not a curated record. Gene Ontology annotation, biological process: BMP signaling pathway. Gene Ontology annotation, cellular component: plasma membrane. The coding region runs from base 94 to 1485 and encodes 463 amino acids.